Molecule: messenger RNA, 690 nt
Organism: Blepharisma stoltei
Lineage: Eukaryota; Ciliophora; Heterotrichea; Heterotrichida; Blepharismidae
Source: the annotation of a GenBank genome assembly
AUGACAACUUAUUAUACAAAAUCAAGCCCAAAACUCAAUGACUACAAUCCUCUUACUCAUGAAACCUUUUAUUCUCCUCCGAACUCUCCUCCAAAAACAACCUAUAAUAAUGCAAUAUUCCGAGAUGCAAACAAAAUAUAUUCAAAUAUAGGUCCAGUCCCUCCAUCAAUGAAUUCUACUUCUUUUAGAAGCCAAAAGCAGUUUAAAGACCCUAUUACAGGGCGUGCAUAUUCUUAUGCUUUUAAUCGGCCAUCACAUAUAUUUGCAAGCACAGCUAAUCUGAGCGUCAAUCAAAAUCAAGGCCUAAAUAAAUCGGCAAGUCAAUAUUCAUUUAGCCAGAACCCAAGAGUUCUCAAUGAAGAGCCUAGAUAUUUUAAAAAUAGAGUCAGGGAUGAAUUAAAUGACCCACUAACAGGAGAAAAGAAAAAAUAUAAUGUAAACUUCUCAGUUGAUCCAUUAGACACUAUUGUCAGACGAGAUAAACUGUCUCCAUCUCCAAGCAACAGCUCUCUCAAAGAGUUUUAUGACAAGAAAAACAUGUUUCAAGCCCAAGAGUCAAUAGCUGCAUCUUUGCGAAAAGAUGUUCCAGAUCUCUCUUACGUUAACCCUCUGAUGCUAAAGGCAGCUACACAAUCUGAUCCUACUAUGAGUCCUCAAUACCAAAGAAACCUAGAACAAUUCUUUAGAUAA